CCAGUCAUUGGCAGUAUUUGUUCCCGUGGCCGCAGCUUUGGUUCGUCUAUUUCAUAAUUGAAAGUUUGGUGCAAAAACUAGUUUACUAGAUAGACGAUAUUUGUGUUUUGUGAGUGUAGACCGCGAAACAGUAACUAAAACUAACUAGAUUUGUUGACUGAAGGAACUGAUGUUCGGCUAAGAAUUAUGUCGGAUAUUGGUGCAGGAUUACGAUCGGUCACACGUCAAGUCAGCUGACAUAUUGCGCCCUGCUACACCGCAACAGCUCUUGUUGUGGAGAGAGAGAAGGGUCUUAAGAGACAAAGCGAACGCGCGCAUCGAGAGUGGCCAAAGCGAGAAUUGCGCCGCCGAGAAUUACAAAGCACAAGUCAGAAGGGAAGAGAGCUCCCCCGACCGACGGUCGACUAUCGGUCGUAACUGCACGUCAUCUAACGUGUCUUAACACGAUAAGGAUAGACGAAGAACCUACUUAAAUGCCUCGAACGAAUUCUUACUCCAUGUUGUGCGUUGGUUGCGACACGACUGCGUGUUGGAAAGUGAAUGUAUGGUGACACGCGGUCGUGAAGGAACAACUGGAGAGCGAGCUGUGGCAAGACAACAUUAAUUAUCUCCUACUUAGUUGAUUGCAACUUGCUCGAUAUUCUUUCGAGUAAUUGCAAAUAGGAUAAAAAUAAGAACUUAUUCAAUCAUUGAGGUUCUAUUGAGAUAAACAAAGAAAAUGGAGCGAGAAUCUAAUCCUAUGCAAGCUCUAUGUCGCAGCGGUUGUGGAUUUUAUGGCUCUCCAGCCACAGAUGGCCUUUGUUCUCUUUGUUAUAAAGAAAAUCUAAAAAAGAAGCAGCAACCUCCUGUAUCAGCUGCCACUGUACCAACAUCACAGACCGUCUCUGGUAACGCUGGUACGUUGCAGGGCGGUUUCGGUAGUCCUGCAGCUACAGGAAAUACAGCCCAACCUACCAUUCCUACCAUACCUCAAUCAACAACAGAUCUACCCAAUCCCAAAGAAAUAAAUAGGGAGGAUCAAGAAAAUGAAGUAGGUGUAAGCAGUGGAGCGGUAGCAGAAGGAUCUGUGAGUAGUGGGGAUGCAGAUGAUUGCUUUGAUGGCAAAGAGACUGACAAAGAAUCUAAGAAGAAGAAAAAUCGUUGCGCCGUGUGUCGCAAAAAAGUUGGUUUGACGGGAUUUGAAUGUCGUUGUGGAGGACUGUUCUGCUCUGUGCAUCGAUACAGUGACAAGCAUGAUUGCAAAUUUGAUUAUAGAGAAAUGGGCGCUCAAGAGAUUCGGCGCAACAAUCCAGUUGUUGUUGGUGAAAAAGUGCAAAAAAUUUGAACUAUUUAGUGCGUAGAUCGUUGGGAAAAUGGUUAUAUAACUAUAUAAACAAAACAGAAUAUAAAACAAAAAAAACGGAGAAAAUCGAGAUAAAUUAUCUGGCAGCUGAUUGCACGUCGAGGGGCGAGACGGAUGAAUGUAAGGAUUGUGAAUGAAAGGGAAUAGGAAAUUAGUAUGAAAGAAUAUGAGAGUAAGAGAGAGAAAGAAAUUGUAGUAAAUGUGUUAGAACAGUUAAGAAUGAAAGUAUGAAUUUAUGCGAGAGAGAUAGAAAAGAAAAACAUGAGAGAAUGAAAAUUUAAAAAAAAAUUGGUUUGUACAUGAUAUGCAAAUAUAUAGGAUCGCCGAAAGUAGACGAAAUUUUCCGAAGGAAGAAUGAAACAUAAAUAGAAAAGAAAGAUUAAAACGAAAAGCAAAAAAAGAAAAACAAACAAAGAAAUAGAAAUUAGAGUGCGUGCCGCGUGUACGAAUGCUUUGAGAAAAUUUUUGGAUGUUAGUGCCAUGUCAGAUUGUCAUCUAAGCGAGAGUUUUAAUCGAGAAUAUAUUUGGUUCUAACUGC
Apis laboriosa (Himalayan honeybee) is the source of this 1880-nucleotide messenger RNA. RefSeq names its product AN1-type zinc finger protein 5 (gene drn). The coding region runs from base 719 to 1324 and encodes 201 amino acids. Gene Ontology annotation, molecular function: zinc ion binding; DNA binding. The record is from RefSeq and is a predicted model, not a curated record. The transcript is spliced from 5 exons. NCBI's taxonomy places the organism in Eukaryota, Metazoa, Arthropoda, Insecta, Hymenoptera, Apidae.